This is a messenger RNA of Chaetomium globosum CBS 148.51, 1557 nucleotides long. RefSeq lists its product as uncharacterized. The record is from RefSeq and is a predicted model, not a curated record. Gene Ontology annotation, molecular function: iron ion binding; monooxygenase activity; heme binding. Bases 1 to 1557 code for a protein of 518 amino acids. The transcript is spliced from 4 exons. NCBI's taxonomy places the organism in Eukaryota, Fungi, Ascomycota, Sordariomycetes, Sordariales, Chaetomiaceae.
AUGGCUAUCCUCAGCACUGAUCUUCUAAUGGCAAUCCUCCAACUUCCCCACUACCUGAAGUGGCCAUUGGUGGGCAUUGCCUUUGGCAUCCUCCUCGCCACCUCCUACAUCAUCCACAACCUCCUCUUCCACUCGCUCCGCGCCGUGCCAGGCCCCAAGCUCUGGGCGGCCACGCAAAUCCCCUACACGCUCGGCUGGCUCUCGGGGCGCCUCCCCUUCGCCAUCCACCAGCUGCACGAGCAGUACGGCGACGUGGUGCGCGUCGCGCCCAACCGCCUCUCCUUCACCCACCCGGACGCCUACCACAGCGUGCGCGGCCACCGCAAGAGCGGCCAGGGCGAGCACGGCAAGGAGCCCGCCUUUUAUGGCAUCUCCAUCAGGAAUAUCCUGGGCGCGUCGCGCGCCGACCAUGCGCGCUACCGCCGGAUUCUGUCGCAUGGCUUCUCGGCGAAGAGCAUGCAGGAUCAGCAGCCGUUGAUUAUGCGGUAUGUGGAGCUGUUGAUGAGGCGGUUGAGGGAGAAGACGAGGGGGGAGGGAGGGAAGCCGCGGGAGGCGGUCGUGGAUUUGGCGGCGUGGUUUAACUUUGCGACGUUUGAUGUGAUUGGGGAUCUGGCAUUUGGGGAGCCGUUUGGGUGUUUGGAGGAGUCCAGGUACCAUCCCUGGGUGGGCGCCAUUCUGCAUGGUGUUGAGCAGUUUGGGAUGAUGGUUGCGGUGCAGUGGUACUUUCCGGGGCUACUGGGAUUCAUCAAGAGGCUUGCUCCGGGACGGUACAUCGGCGUUCAGAUUGACGUGCAGGCUGAGUACGCACGGAAACGGAUCACCGAGAGGUUGGCUCUGGAUACGGACCGGGCGGACUUUGUCCAGGCCAUGACGACGGCCAAGUCGGAGGAUGGUACGAUUCUGACGAUGGAGGAGGUGACGUCCAAUGCGCGGAUGUUGGUACUCGCGGGCAGCGAAACCACGGCCACGGCGCUCUCUGGGGCGGCCUUUUUCUUAGCAACGUACCCCGAGGUGCAGAAGCGGUUAGCUGAGGUGGUUCGGUCGAGCUUUGCCACGGAGGAGGAAAUCGACCUUCUUUCUGUUAACCAGGCGAAUCUGAGGUACAUGCUGGCCGUCUUGGACGAGUCCAUGAGACUAUUCCCGCCUGUUCCGAACGCCCUCCCACGGGCCUGCCAACCGGGAGGGGAUGUGAUUUGCGGCUACCAAGUCCCUGAGGGCACUGGGCUCGACAUCUUGCCCUGGGCCAUGAGUUACAGCACCAGGAACUUCACUAGGCCCAACGAGUUUCUCCCUGAUCGAUGGCUAGAGGAUGAUGGCCCGGGUCAGCAGUUCGACAAACGGAGACACGGGGCUUUCCAGCCAUUUUCGGUCGGAGCACGAAAUUGCAUUGGGAAGAACCUGGCUUACGUCGAGAUGAGGGUCAUCUUGGCGAGGCUGAUCUGGAACUACGACCUCGUUCUCAACGAUCAGAUGUCCGAACGCUUUCUCGACUGCAAGUGUUUUAAUUUGUGGAUAAAGAAACCUCUGAACGUUCGUCUCAUUCCGGCCAGGGAGUAG